UGGGAAAUACAUUAUCACUUCAAGGGCUGUCAUGUGGACUUACUCUCCUUAACAUCAGGAAGUAGAACAAGGAGCAAUUAUUAGAAACUGUAAAGUGUUAGACUUUUGUAAAGGUAAAGGAAAAACUUCUUUAUACUGUCUAAAAGUGAUUGGAUUUUCCAUAACUGGAGAUCUUCAAUGAGAGGCUAGAGGCCUACUUGUUGAUGUAGUAGAGAUUCUUCCUUAUGAAAUAGAGGCCUUCUGAGGUGCUUUUCCAAGUUUGAGAUUCAGUGAUUAAAAUGUUCACAUUGUGAUAGUAUUCCUAUCACACCAUCUCAUACCUUGUAUUGGUGUCUAGUUUCAUUGAAGUACAUUCUUGAAAAGCUUAUAGUCUGAUUGAGGAGACAAGGUAUAUAUGUGUGAGACAGUAGGAGAAUGAUUCUAAAACAGUGCAAGUCUGAGAGAAUGUGGUUCAGACAUUAGAAUACCUUGGAAAUUAUCUCAUAAAAAGAAGAUUCCCAUCCUGAACAUUCCUUUGCUGUUCUUCUGGACCGCACUGGCUGUUUGGAGAAAUCCUAAAGUAUAUAGUUGAAAUUAAGAAGUUAGAAGGUUGAUAUGGAUCGUUCAGCUGUGUUUUUCUCCCAUGACCACAUAAAAGAGAUUUCUAGUUCACUUCUUAAUCUGAGUUCCCUUAGAAUUUGGACACAAAUCACAAAUUUCAGGAGGAAAGACACUGAGUAUUGUGCCUAUGUGAAAAGAUUUAUAGAAGGUCGUUUUUUUUCAAUGCUUAUGAUAAGUACCAUCUCACUGAAUGCCUUGUGUAUGGUUUUGCAGACUGAUUAUGACAUUAAAAAUUAUUUGUUCUUAGUUUUUGAGGUAGUAGAAGUCCUAUUUGUGUCUGUUUAUUGUUUUGAGUUCUGCAUCAAACUUUAUGUGGAUCCCCUUGGAUAUUGGAAGAAUGGAUACAAUUUGUUGGAUGUUGUCAUCAUCAUCAUACUUUCUGUUCCUUUUCACGUGCGGAAGCUGUUUGGCAGGCACUGCCCAUAUCUAAAUAUAGGAGAAGGCAUCCAAUCUCUUCGAAUUCUCAAACUCAUUCCCUAUAGCCGAGGAAUAAAGACUUUGAUCACUGCAUUGGGACAGACAAUCUGCACUGUGGCUUCCGUCAUGAUCCUGCUGUUCCUGCUAAUGUUCAUCUUUGCCAUCUUAGGCUUUAGUCUGUUCGGAUCAAGCGAUGGGGGUGACUUGAAUAACUGGGGAAACCUUGCCGUGGCCUUCUUCACCCUUUUCAGCUUGACCACGGUGGAUGGCUGGACGGAUCUUCAGAAAGACUUGGAUGAGCGGGGGUUUGGUCUGAGCAGGGCUUUUACCAUUUUCUUCAUCUUGUUGGGCUCCUUUGUGUUCCUCAGUAUGUUUGUGGGUGUCAUGAUCUUUCACACAGAGGAUUCGAUCAAGAAAUUUAAAAAGGAAUUGGAAAAUGAGCGACACGUGGCUCUUCUACAAGAGAAACAAAACAUCCUGAAGAAGCAGCAGGAAGAAGUCAGCAGACUCAUGCAGAAAGGGACAAACAGUGAAUAUAAAACUUUCAGUGAGCUGGUGAAAGGUUUUAAGAAGACUCUGAGACAUUCAGACCCCAUGGUCUUGGAAGAUUUCUGUACCACCCUUCCCUUCAUUGAUAUUUACUUGUCAACACUGGACAACCAAGAUAAUACUAUUUCUAAGCUCCAAGAACUCUAUUAUGAAAUGGUAAACGUUUUGAACCAGAUGCUAGAUGACAUACCGACCAAGAAACGUUCAUUCUCAUCUGAGAAGUCUGUGGAAUUUUAGAUGUACUUAUUUGAGGUGGGGCCAUUCAGAGCAGUUCAAGGAUGUUCCCAUUGAACAAAGAAAACUGGUCUAAAUCCAAAUAAAAGUUUCUUUCCUGAAA
This is a messenger RNA of Phascolarctos cinereus (koala), 1903 nucleotides long. It is a transcript of the gene CATSPER3, whose product is annotated as cation channel sperm associated 3. Gene Ontology annotation, biological process: sperm capacitation; sodium ion transport; flagellated sperm motility. Gene Ontology annotation, molecular function: voltage-gated calcium channel activity. Lineage: Eukaryota; Metazoa; Chordata; Mammalia; Diprotodontia; Phascolarctidae. The record is from RefSeq and is a predicted model, not a curated record. Gene Ontology annotation, cellular component: CatSper complex; acrosomal vesicle; membrane.